UGGUCUUCCCGGGGACAGCCUUCCCUGACCUUCCUCUGGUUCCCACCACAUGCCUUGAAAAUAGGGGCGGUGCCUGUGGGAGGGCAGGAAAGACCAGGGUGAGGAUGACUGCACUGGUCCAAGCGGUGAAUGUAGACGGAGAAGAGAGGCAGAGCUGCACCCAAGCCCAGGAACAUUCUGCACAUUGGGGGACACAGGCUGGCAAAGGACGGUGUUGGGGCUACUUAGCAGGGGAACAAGCAGAUGCCCAGCAAGGCAGCCAUCAGCAGCGACAUCGGGCAGGCCCGCCGGGCCGUGGAGCAGCUGAGGAUGGAGGCAGGCAUUAACCGAAUGAAGGUGAGGCUGGGGGCAGGUGGACACGUCUGGGGGAGGGGCAGAGGGACAGGACAAGGUCAGUCUGACUGGGCUGGUCUACAGGUGUCCAAGGCAGCCUCUGACCUGCUGCAGUUCUGCAUGGAGCAAGCCAAGAGUGACCCGUUCCUGGUGGGCAUCCCAGCUGCCACCAACCCCUUCAAGGAGAAGAAGCCUUGUGCCAUCCUAUGAUAUUGGCCCUGAGGACCACUCAAUAAACAUGAAGUAA
This is a messenger RNA of Artibeus jamaicensis (Jamaican fruit-eating bat), 580 nucleotides long. RefSeq names its product G protein subunit gamma 14 (gene GNG14). Gene Ontology annotation, cellular component: heterotrimeric G-protein complex. The transcript is spliced from 4 exons. NCBI's taxonomy places the organism in Eukaryota, Metazoa, Chordata, Mammalia, Chiroptera, Phyllostomidae. The record is from RefSeq and is a predicted model, not a curated record. Gene Ontology annotation, molecular function: G-protein beta-subunit binding. Gene Ontology annotation, biological process: G protein-coupled receptor signaling pathway. Bases 244 to 543 code for a protein of 99 amino acids.